AAUCGCUUGAUUUUUUGAUACUUAUGGAUGCAAGUUUUAUUGGCUCAAGCACGUCUACAAAUGUGCAAUUUUUAUUGCAUGGAUAUUGGAAAAACUAGUUAUCGAACACCAUUUUAACUUAUGCGGAAUGGGUACUAGUGCACAUGCGCAAUAGAAUGUCGCGGUCAUCUGACACUUUUGUCGGGGUGCAUCGUUGUCUCCAUAAGAAAAGGCUUCGUGUUAUGCAUUAGAAACAGUCUUUAAAGAGAAAAACAGUUUUGAAUAUAUUAUAGUUGUUAUUAUUGAAGUUAAAAUUAUUUGCGAUUUUUCAUAUUUUCGGUCGACUGAGUGAAGUAUAACCUUUACAAGCUUCGUUUGAGUUUAAUUGUUCAGCAACAAGGAGAUAAAGUGAAGACUCGAACCGCUGAGUGUAAUGGCUUUAUCAUCACGUUGCUUGAAAGUUGUUGCUUUGUGAAUGGCUUGUAAUUUUAAUGGCGCACGAAUUAGGUAAUCAUAAAAAAUUAACGGAGACAAACUCCUCAAGUAAAAAUUACCAAGAAAUAACAAAUAAUAUUGUAGAAUUUUACAUAGCAAUCAAUACAAUUUAUCAUUCUAAUCAUUCAGUCAACAAAAAAAAAAUUAUUUGGUCGGAUUGCUACAAUAUUGCAGAGAUUUAUUUUAUAAUAAUCAAGCUUAUGUUAGAAAUGUCCGUUCCAGUUUAUUCACAAGCAACCACAAGUGUAGUAAAUGUUAGCAUUAAUAAAAAAAAUAAUACAGACUCUAAAAGAGAUGUUGAAAUAAUCAAAAGUUCGCAUGUUAACUCAUCAGAGUUGAUUGAUGACUCUGGUUUAGUAUCAAAAGCAGAUGCAACACAAAAUAAUGUGUCAGAAGUUCAGAGACCACCUCAGCCAAUCGCUAAUCCAAAUGAUGUUCUUUAUAGUCAUAUUAAAAAUUAUCAAGAAAAGGUACAGUCAAAAUUUAUUGAAUUAAACAGUAACAUUAACAGUUUAUAUGAUCGUGUGCGUAAACUUCAAAUGAGAAAUAUCAGUUCACAUGUUGCAUGUGAAAUUAAAAAUACAAAAGUGCAAUGUUCUGAUUCAGAAAAGUCAAUUUUAAAAUUUAAUAAUUUUGAAAACAUAAAAACAGAGAAACUGGAACGUUUGUUUGAUUUAGCAGCUUAUUUGGAUGAUGAAGCAACUGAUGAAGAGUUUAUUUUGGAAAGUAAUGCUUGUUCUUCAGAAAAAAAAGGGAAAAGAAAGCUUGUCAGUGUGCCGCCUUCUCCAGAAGAGCUUUACAAAUGGAGGUGUAAGCAAGUAAAACUUGGUUCACAAUGUUCAUGGUUAAAUUUAAAAAUUCCUUUGCUUGAUGAGAAGAUAGACAUUUUAAAUAAAAAUCAUAUAAAGUUGAAGCAAAAAAGACUUUCUUUAAAUCAAAAUACUGGCAAAAAUGUUUCAAACGACCUAUUUAAUUAUGAAGGUAGUCGAAGGACGUUACCAGUUAGUAGUCAUUACAAACAUAGCUAUGUCAAGAAAGACACUGGAUCAUAUUCUGAUACUGCUGUGCAGUGUCAUAACUCUGAGAAUCUUGUUCCUUGUCAUCUAUGUGAAUCAUUUUUAGUGCAGUCUCAAAACAAAGUUAAUUUAAAUGCUGUGCAACUUGAUCAUAGCUAUCAUUCUAUACUCUCUCUUCCAGCUGAUAUUUGUCUAUCCUAUAAGCUUGAAGAAACUAUGCGAAUGCAAAAACUUAAUACCAAAGUAAAAAUAUCAAAAGCAAUAAAAAAAAAGAAAAAAUUUAAACUGAAAAAUAUUCCUAAACUGAACGUUGAAGUUCCAGUCGAAAAAGCCAAGAUUCAAAGAAGACCCGCUUUAAAGUUGAAAAAUGAACCAAAGAUUGACAGUUUAGUAUCAGAUGAUUCACGAAAAUUAACCACAACACACGAGCUAUCUAGACCAAAUCGCAUUCGUCAAGUACGAAAGAUCUCCGAUUGCUUAAACUACGAUAGCUCUAAACCUUCGACCCCAACUAGUGAAUGUAGCCCUUUGUCUCAAUCGUCAAUGAUUAUCAAACAAAAAAAGAAACCUUCUUUGAGCGUUGAUUAUGAUAUAAAUAACAUAAUUAUACCGUAUUCGAUUGCUGCAUCCACAAGACUUGAGAGAAUCCAGUAUAAAGAAAUACCAACCCCAGGAUGGAGAAAUAUUAAUGAAUUUCAGGAAGAUGAUGAAAAUAACGAAGAUGUUGAAUUAACGGACGAUGAGUUAUAUGAAGAACGACACGAUCGUUGUGAAGCUCUAGAGCAAAAACGUUAUACUAAUUUUGUUCAAGUAGGGCGUCGUAAUCGAUCGAACCGAAUAAGUGAAGGAUUUUCCGAGCCCCCAUCUCCAUUACAUACAGUUGAAGAUUAUUUUAAAUCGAACUUAAAUACGCCUGUUGAUUCGCCUUGUUCGGGAUCAACGUCGUUAACAAGGAUUUCCCAAAUUUCAAAUCUUACUCCUGUACCUGAAAGUGAACGCGAUGACUCUUGGAAAAUUCGACAGUUUCCUCUUAGUGACUUAGAAUGCAUGCAACUUGAUACUUCCGAUUGUGGAAAAAGUUGGUUUCGCUACCCUUCUCUUUCAGAUUCUUUUCGUUUUUCUCCUCGUUGUUCUCCCUUGUCUUCUAGGCAUACUGCGUCGCCCUUAAAUAGCCCUGUUAAUCAAAACCCUGAUAAAAAUUGGACUGUGAAACUGAUCAGUGAUGCCCAAAAGGCAGUUGAAUAUGAAGAAAAGGUUCACAAAGGCAUCGUCUUGAAGUUAGCUAAGAAGUAGCUUGUUGCAUUAAAAUUAAAAAUAAUAAAUCUGUUUUGUUCCAUUUGUAUGAUUUCAAGACACGCAUAUGUAAAUAAAGUUGGGAUAAUUUAUUCUUUUAAACGCA
Messenger RNA from Hydra vulgaris (swiftwater hydra), 2889 nucleotides. RefSeq names its product KAT8 regulatory NSL complex subunit 1-like protein. Gene Ontology annotation, molecular function: histone acetyltransferase binding. Gene Ontology annotation, cellular component: NSL complex. The record is from RefSeq and is a predicted model, not a curated record. NCBI's taxonomy places the organism in Eukaryota, Metazoa, Cnidaria, Hydrozoa, Anthoathecata, Hydridae.